Molecule: messenger RNA, 1139 nt
Organism: Condylura cristata (star-nosed mole)
Lineage: Eukaryota; Metazoa; Chordata; Mammalia; Eulipotyphla; Talpidae
Gene: CALML3
Product: calmodulin-like 3
Exons: 1
Coding region: 75-524 (149 amino acids)
Cellular component (GO): myosin II complex
Molecular function (GO): calcium ion binding
Source: RefSeq, a predicted model, not a curated record
GCCCCUAGCAUCUACACCUGGCCUCCAGUGCGGGGGAGCCCUGACUGCACCCUGCUACCACUCCCAAGUUCCUCAUGGCUGACCAACUGACGGAGGAGCAACUAGCCGAAUUCAAGGAGGCCUUCUCCCUGUUCGACAAGGAUGGGGAUGGAACCAUCACCACCCAGGAGCUGGGCACAGUCAUGCGGUCCCUGGGCCAGAAUCCCACGGAGGCGGAUCUGCAGAGCAUGGUGAACGAGAUCGACCGGGACGGCAAUGGCACUGUGGACUUCCCCGAGUUCUUGGGAAUGAUGGCCCGGAAGAUGAAGGACAGGGACAGCGAGGAGGAGAUCCGGGAGGCCUUCCGUGUGUUCGACAAGGAUGGCAACGGCUUUGUCAGCGCAGCGGAGCUGCGGCACGUGAUGACAAGGCUCGGGGAGAAGCUGAGUGAUGAGGAGGUGGAUGAGAUGAUCCGGGCAGCGGAUGUGGAUGGGGACGGGCAGGUGAACUACGAGGAGUUCGUGCGCAUGCUGGUCUCCAAGUGAGGGCUGGGGUGGGGUGCUGCCCCCUCCCCUGGGAGGGCCGGCCUCGCUUUGUUUGGGGACCUGCCCCUGGCUGCUACAGUGUUCAGAUCGACCUGGCUUCCUCCCUCCCUCCAGCUUCCUCGGGGCUGUAUUUCCUCUCAGCCGGGGUUGAUUCCACAUGCCUCUCUGCGUGCCACUUUUACAUCUGGUCCACCUUCCCCCUGUCCUCUUCUCACCCAGAACUACACAAGCCUCUCCUACGCCUGCAAGCCCUAAGUCCCUCAGGAGUAGGAAUGACAUCACUGAAUGGACAAUGAGCAGAAGGACUGUAAAUGUGGCAUUGAGCCCAGAAGGUGCCAUCAGGAGAGCACAGUGUGACACCAUAGAGCCUCCAGGCAGCACCUCUGCAUGGCACCAGGCGCUGUGGCCAUAAGUGGACUUCAUCUGUUAUUGGAUUCAGGGUUGGGACAAAUCUUGACUGAGUGCUUGCCUGUCUCUGCCAAACUGCUAUGAUUCAUCUUUGGAAGCUGCAAGUAAAACUGGGGUCAGUUGUAACAUGUUUGUGCUUAUCCUCAUGGCGGGAACAUUGAGUGAAAGAGAGAGGGGCAACCGCAGGAGCAAAAAUAAAUAGCUUGU